AAUUUUGUUAUUUGUUCUGCGUUGGUUUUCUCCAGUUGUACCGUCACGAUCGAAACUAUGAGAUAUAUACUCGGAUAGUCUUCCGCGAUACAUCGAGUGGAAGAGACUUCAGCGUACCGAGGCCGAUCUAAUCCGCUGGUAUACCUAGAACGCCAUGGGACAAGUCUUAGGCAGGCUUCAAGGGAAGCAGUGGAGGCGAGAGCAAGUGAGGAAAAUAACCGAUAGGGUUUUCGAUCGUUUCCAAAAUCAAUCGGGAAGGGCUAAUCUGACAUUAGAAGAUUUAUACAUCGCCGUUCUGCUCGUGUACAAUGAUAUAAAUAAGACUUUGCCGGGGCCCCAUUUCGAUCCACCCUCCAAAGAGCAAGUCAGAGUUAUGAUUGAGGACUGCGAUUUCAACCUCGAUGGAGAAAUUGAUCGUGAGGAAUUUGUGAGAUUUAUUCAGCAGCUGACAACUGAUACACUCAUUGCUGUUAGUCAGGGACUGAUCCUCACUCUGGUCGUGGCACCGACGAUUGCAUUGGCUACCAAGAACGCUACCGCGGGUGUCCCGGGAGUUGGGAAGGUGGUACAGAAGUUACCCAAUUCAGUUUAUGCAUCCCUGGUGACUCUUGCAGUUGUGAUGUUUCAACAAUCACGUCUGGAUCAUUGCCCAUAGGGUAUUUACUCCUUUAAAGUGCAUUUAUCUAUAUUUGUAAAUGUGAUGAUCUGUUCUUAUUUUCAUGAUGUUUGUAAGAUGGGGGUUUUCCAGCGAAUUAUGAUCCAAGGGAUUUUCAUGCUAUUUGUCAUUAAUAAGCGAGAGAUAUUUCCUUGUGACU
Messenger RNA from Juglans regia (Persian walnut), 815 nucleotides. RefSeq lists its product as uncharacterized. Gene Ontology annotation, molecular function: calcium ion binding. The coding region runs from base 155 to 655 and encodes 166 amino acids. Lineage: Eukaryota; Viridiplantae; Streptophyta; Magnoliopsida; Fagales; Juglandaceae. The record is from RefSeq and is a predicted model, not a curated record. The transcript has 4 exons.